CGACAGGCCUGCGAAUGUUAAGAAUCCUUUAGCCGGCGCUGCGAGGGACACGUGACUUGUCUGCAGUCGCUGCUAACUGGUGUGUGUGACGGUGGAUUGGAUCAGAACGAGGCUGUGCAGCCUGGGACCGCUGGAGUUUUUGUGAGCCCUUGGGAAGCAUGCCUGGAUGAAUGAGAAGUCGGGACAAAGGGAAUAUAGGAUCAGACCAGCACAAGAACAUAACUUUUAAAACGACUGAGUUUUCUUGAUACUUACUGUAUACCUUUUAAGGGAGAAGGAUGAUCCCUUCUCUGCCCACCAUGACUGUCCUCAUCCCUCUGGUCUCACUGGCAGGCCUGUUCUACUCCGCCUCUGUGGAGGAAGGCUUCCCAGAGGGCUGCACCAGCGCCAGCAGCUUGUGCUUCUACAGCUUGCUGUUGCCAGUCACUGUACCAGUGUACGUGUUCUUCCACCUGUGGACGUGGAUGGGCCUGAAGCUCUUCAGACAUAAUUAG
Grammomys surdaster is the source of this 494-nucleotide messenger RNA. RefSeq names its product phosphatidylinositol N-acetylglucosaminyltransferase subunit Y. NCBI's taxonomy places the organism in Eukaryota, Metazoa, Chordata, Mammalia, Rodentia, Muridae. Bases 279 to 494 code for a protein of 71 amino acids. The record is from RefSeq and is a predicted model, not a curated record. The transcript has a single exon.